AUGUGGCUAGUUACUGCCACCCAACCACCACAGAGGCCUUGGAUACCCUUGACGCGACCAAAUAGGACUCGUCCAUCAUGUAUAUUCACAGUGAUGUGUUACAAUGUGUUAUGCGACAAAUAUGCAACGAGACAGAUGUACGGCUAUUGCCCGAGCUGGGCGUUAGAAUGGGACUACAGGAAGAAGGGUAUACUAGACGAGAUCAGGCAUUACGCUGCGGAUAUCAUCAGUUUACAGGAAGUGGAAACGGACCAGUUCUACAAUUUCUUCCUGCCGGAGCUCAAGUCUGAUGGUUAUGACGGUAUAUUCUCUCCCAAGUCCCGAGCAAAGACUAUGUCGGAGUCUGAAAGGAAAUAUGUUGACGGAUGCGCGAUAUUUUUUAGAUCUGCUAAAUUCUCAUUAGUAAAAGAACACCUUAUUGAAUUCAACCAAUUAGCGAUGGCAAAUAGUGAAGGUUCAGACAACAUGUUGAAUCGCGUCAUGCCCAAAGACAAUAUCGGUUUAGCGGCACUUCUUAAGACAAAGGAAGCGGCCUGGGAAAACGGGGUACCAACAGAAACGGCGGUUCUCGCGCAACCUAUAUUAGUCUGCACAGCGCACAUACACUGGGAUCCCGAGUUUUGUGAUGUGAAAUUGAUACAGACAAUGAUGUUAAGUAACGAAUUAAGGACAAUUUUGGAUGAUUCUGCUAGAACUCUACGUCUAACUGGACAGAAAGACAAUAUUCAACUUUUAUUGUGUGGAGAUUUCAAUUCUCUUCCCGAUAGUGGUGUUGUAGAGUUCCUAUCAUCAGGGCGAGUGUCGUCCGAGCAUCGGGAUUUCAAAGAGCUGGGUUACGCCACGUCCCUCAGACGCAUGCCCGGCUCUGAACACGAAUUUACCCAUAACUUCAAACUUGCAUCCGCCUACAGUGAAGAUAUAAUGCCGUAUACUAAUUAUACGUUCGACUUCAAAGGCAUCAUCGACUACAUAUUCUACAGCAAGCAGUCGAUGACGCCGCUCGGGCUGCUGGGCCCGCUCUCGCAGGACUGGUUCCGCGAGCACAAGGUGGUCGGCUGUCCGCACCCGCACAUACCGUCAGAUCACUUCCCGCUGCUAGUAGAGCUCGAGAUGUCUCCCACAACGAGCCCAAACAGCAACGGUCUCAUCGGGCGUAGG
This is a messenger RNA of Brenthis ino (lesser marbled fritillary), 1158 nucleotides long. The record is from the annotation of a GenBank genome assembly. Lineage: Eukaryota; Metazoa; Arthropoda; Insecta; Lepidoptera; Nymphalidae.